AUGUACACAAUAGAAUGGCAGAAACGUGGCUUGCCACAUGUACACCUGCUGGUGUGGUUAGUGAACAAAAUUAGACCAAACCAAAUUGACAGGGUUAUUUCAGCUGAAUUACCGGAUAAAGAUGAAGAUCCUAUCCUGUACGAAAUCGUAAAGAAACAUAUGGUACACGGCCCUUGCGGGACUUUAAACCCGAAUUCUCCAUGUAUGCGAGAUUCUAAAUGCAGCAAAAAAUUUCCGAAGUCGUUCCAAACUCAAACAAGUACUAGCGAUGACGGAUAUCCCAAAUAUCGUCGACGAUCGCCAGAACAGGGUGGGCAAAAUGGUACCGUCCGAAACCAUGAUAUUGAUAACCGAUGGAUCGUUCCCUAUAAUCCGCUCCUUUUGAAAAUUUUUGAUGCCCACAUCAACGUAGAGUUGUGCAAUUCAAUUCAAUACGUUACUAAGUACAUUAAUAAAGGCAGUGAUCAAGCCACUUUCAGCAUACAAUCACCAAAUGAAGUGGAAAAAUAUCAGUCUGGAUGUUACAUCUGCAGCUCUGAAGCUGUAUGGAGGAUUUUAUCAUUCGAAGUGCACGACCGGGCUCCCGCAAUUGUUCACCUUGCAGUUCAUUUAGAAAAUGGACAAAGAGUAUAUUUCACUGAGAACAAUAUACAAGAAGUUGUUAAUAACCCGCGGGAUACAACAUUGACAGCAUUCUUCAAGUUAUGUGCUCAAGAUGAUUUCGUGAAAAACACUGACAUAUGA
Stegodyphus dumicola is the source of this 744-nucleotide messenger RNA. RefSeq lists its product as uncharacterized. The record is from RefSeq and is a predicted model, not a curated record. Lineage: Eukaryota; Metazoa; Arthropoda; Arachnida; Araneae; Eresidae.